This is a messenger RNA of Eimeria acervulina, 1032 nucleotides long. RefSeq lists its product as hypothetical. The coding region runs from base 1 to 1032 and encodes 343 amino acids. The transcript has 4 exons. Lineage: Eukaryota; Apicomplexa; Conoidasida; Eucoccidiorida; Eimeriidae. The record is from RefSeq and is a predicted model, not a curated record.
AUGGCUGAGCGUCGAGAUAACUCGGUUUUGCUGCUGUUCCACAUGGAGACAGCGCCUGCACUCCCGCAAGAUGCUCUUGGCAAUGGUAGCUCGAGCGUCCAUCCAAUAGGCACAAACGCUAAUUCUCAGGCGAGAAACGCAGAAACCGGAGAGGGCACUUACGAAGUAUAUGCGUCGCCGCCUCCCUCCUUCUCUGGGGGAGACAACGGGGAUAAGGACCUCGCCAUCUCCCUCUUCUGUAAGUUGACAGAAUCGUUGCCGAAGGAUAAGGGACCUUUUAGCUUUUUGAGCUGGGAAGACGGGAGCGUGCACUGCGGGAAUGUGCGAGCGGGGAGCGUCGACGGUUUGGGGGUGUACAGAUACCCUGACAACUCGGUCUACUGCGGCAUUUUUGUACUACCGCAAGGCCCAACCUUCUUUGGGAACUUAUGCGACGGCUGGUUGCACGGCUUGUCUUAUUGUGUACCUCCACAUGGAGCCACUCGGCCACUGUUGGGGGAGUGGCGAGACGGAGAGUUUGCCAGGGACAUGGCGAUCGACCGGUUGAGGCAGUUCAGCGAGCUUGUCUCGCCCCUGCCCGCAGCAACCCCGGAUGACUCGGGAGCAGCAGGAGAGGGCCAGCACCCCUUCGAGGUAGCUGCCUCCCCUUCUGUGCAGCUCCAGGAAUACCAACAUAAAGUAAAAACGACUAGAGGAACUCAGCGUCCUAGCCCAGAUGUAGACGCACUUGCCCUCUUUGGCACAACUACAGUAGAAGUGAAGCCUCCCGAAGAGGUCCUUACGCGGCUAACUGCUCCUGCUCUCGCCGGAGCAUCAGCCGCCGCUUCCGCUGCUUGCGGUUGUGUGAAACUCGCGACUUGCGACGUGGUGACUCUUUCCACAGCAGGAACCCAGGAAGAGAGGGGCGCUUCAGUACAGGCGAAGAAUACGCCAGGGAACGGGAAGGAAGGAAGUCUACGCAUUGGAUUUUUUCUUUGGCAGACCAGUCUUGGCAGGCGCACUGCAGGCCCUGUGCGGCGCCAACACUGGUGA